CAGAGAGGGUGGGGAGACAGAGGCACACACGGUGGGGGGGGAGACACAGACACGUUGGAUAGAGAGAGACUCUCACGCACGCGCGCCGGGGAGACGGAGAGCUGUGCGCUGGGCGGCGGGAACCAGCAGCCGGGCAGCCCGAGGGCAGGAAUCCAAUUUCCUGCAUUCCUGACUCAUUUUAAGGUUUGAUGUGAGGCGAUGCUCUGAAUCCUUAAAGCUCUUUCCCAUCCCCAGAACCCGCCUUGGCUUGGAGUCUCACCACCAUGCCCCCUCCGUCUGACAUCGUGAAGGUUGCCAUCGAGUGGCCUGGUGCCAACGCCCAGCUGAUCGAAAUCGACCAGAAGAAACCGCUGACUGCGAUCAUCAGGGAGGUUUGUGAUGGGUGGACACUGUCAAACCCUGAACACUACACCCUGCGCUAUGCUGACGGGACACAACUCUAUAUCACUGAGAAGACUCGCAGUGAGAUCAAAAAUGGGACCAUCCUGCGGCUGGCCAUCUCUCCAUACCGCGCUGCCCGGCAGUUGCUGGAGAGAGUCCAGGCGCCCGGCACAGACUCGCGGUUGGAGGCCCUGAAGGAACUGGCCAAGCUGUCGGCCGACGCCACCUUCGCCACUGAGUUCAUCAACCUGGAGGGUAUCUAUAUCCUCACCCUGCUGGUGGAGAGCGGCACCAAUUUCGGGGAGACGCUAGCAUUUACCCUGACAGCGUUCCUGGAGCUGAUGGACCACGGUAUCGUCUCCUGGGACAUGAUCUCCACCGCCUUCAUCAAGCAGAUUGCGGGCUAUGUGAACCUGCCCAGUGUGGAUGCCUCUCUGCUGCAGCGCUCGCUGGCCAUCCUGGAAAGUAUGGUGCUCAACAGUCAGAGCCUGUACCAGCGCGUGGCACAGGAGAUCACUGUGGGGCAGCUCAUCGCUCACCUGCAGGUCUCAAAUCAGGAGAUUCAGACGUACGCCAUCGCACUGAUCAACGCGUUGUUCCUGAAGGCUCCAGAGGACCGGAGACAGGAGAUGUCCAGUGCCUUGGCCCAGAAGCACCUGAGAACCAUCAUAUUAAACCACAUCAUCCGUGGGAACCGACCGAUCAAAACCGAGAUGGCCCAUCAGCUGUAUGUGCUGCAGGUGCUGACCUUUAAUCUCCUGGAGGAGCGCAUGAUGACCAAGAUGGACCCUCAGGAUCAGGCCCAGAGGGACAUCAUAUUUGAGCUUCGAAGAAUCGCGUUCGAUGCUGAGUCGGACCCGAACAGCAGCAAUGUGGAGAAGCGUAAAGCCAUGUACACCCGGGAUUACAAAAUGCUGGGCUUCACAAACCACGUGAACCCGGCCGUGGAUUUCACCCAGACCCCGCCCGGGAUGCUGGCGUUGGAUAACAUGCUGUACCUCGCCAAGCUUCACCAGGACACGUACAUCAGGGUUGUCCUGGAGAACAGCAGCCGGGAGGACAAACAUGAAUGUCCGUUCGGGCGCAGUAGCAUCGAGCUGACCAGGAUGCUGUGUGAGAUCCUGCAGGUCGGAGAGCUGCCUAAUGAGGGCUGUAAUGAGUAUCACCCGAUGUUCUUCACCCACGAGCGGGCGUUUGAGGAAUUCUUUUACAUCUGUAUCCAGUUACUGAACAAGACCUGGAAGGAGAUGAGGGCCACGUCGGAGGACUUUAACAAGGUGAUGCAGGUUGUCCGUGAGCAGAUUACGAGGACCCUGAGUGCGAAGCCGAACUCGCUGGAUCAGUUCAAGAGCAAACUCCGCUGCCUGAGCUACUCGGAGAUCCUGAGGCUGCGACAGUCUGAGAGGAUGAGCCAGGACGACUUCCAGUCCCCGCCAAUCGUUGAGCUGCGGGAGAAGAUUCAGCCUGAGAUCAUGGAGCUGAUCAAACAGCAGCGGCUGAACCGCCUGUGUGAGGGCACCAGCUUCCGGAAAGUCAGCCGCAGGCGGCAAGAUAAGUUCUGGUACUGCAGACUCUCACUGAAUCAUAAGGUGUUGCACUAUGGAGACUUGGACGAGAACCCACAGGGAGAAGUGGCCUUUGAGUCUCUGCAGGAAAAAAUUCCUGUUGCAAAUAUUAAAGCCGUGGUGACUGGGAAGGACUGUCCCCACAUGAGGGAGAAGAGUGCUAUGAAACAAAACAAGGAGGUCCUGGAGUUAGCCUUCUCUGUUCUACACGAUCCCGAUGAGGCUCUGAACUUCAUCGCUCCCAACAAGUAUGAGUACUGUAUCUGGACUGAUGGACUGAACGCUUUGUUGGGGAAAGAGAUGGGCAGCGAGCUGACCAAGAACGACCUGGACACUCUACUGAGCAUGGAGAUGAAGUUGCGUCUGUUGGACCUGGAGAACAUCCAGAUCCCCGAGGCACCUCCCCCCAUCCCUAAGGAGCCCAGCAGCUAUGACUUUGUGUAUCAUUAUGGGUGAUCCGCCAAGCGACAGUCCCCGCAGCACAGGAACGAAAAGAAAUGCGCAGCGAGAUCAAGUGAGCAAGAGAAAAUAAAUCCACCUUUUAACCAACGAUCAGAGAACAUGUCUCCAUUAAGAAGCAUGCAAAGCCCUGUAAGGCUGCAGAGAGGCAGUGUUACAGGGGACAAAAGGGCACACGUGCUUGCUGUGACGUAACUCUGAUCUACUCGGAAGGACUCAGUCCAAACCUGGGCCUUUCAGCAAAAAAAAUCUGUGUUUAUUUCUUAGACAUGUUUUUAAGAAUUUGGUGGAUCAUGGUGAUUAUGUAAAGUGAAGUUUGUAUGAUAAUGGUUCAUAAUUUAUUAGUGGAUCUGUACUUUGUAUUUAAUUUUUUUUGCUGCAAACAAACAGUACUCCCUCAUUCCUCAAAUGCUAUUGAAACCCGAUGUUCCUCUAUUGUACAACCUUUGUAAUGUAUAACCAAUUGUAUUGUAAUUUCUGGGCGGGGGGGGUACCAGAAAAAAGUAACGUGUAAGAAACGAGAUAGCGGAGACUUGGGAAUGAAUGAGUUCAAGGCUGAUCUAAACUCCAGGUUUCAAAGGUCAUUCACAAACUACUGGAGCUUCACAAUCACACCUGAGUUAUCCAUUCCCCUGAACUCCUUCGUCAGGUUCACAGUAUUGUAACUUACUCCCAAGAUUCUAUCAUUUUUAUCUGUAAUUUACCGACAUCACAGCCAAUGCAGGUACCAAUACUAUUCAGCAGUACUAAUUGUAGGUACGCUCCACUUGAGCUGUUUGUCUCAUCAUUGUCUCAGCUUUUCAGUAACUGCCUGUGCUUUUUGGUUUUGAGACUUGGGCAUUCAGUUCAGUGGGUGCUGUAGUGGAUUGGGUUACAGACUGUCUUUAGUGUCUGGUCCAGACAAGCACACUGAAGUUAACCGGUAUGUGAAUGGACUGAAUUACAAGCACUGAAUUAAGCAGGUUCUGUAUUACCUUGCUGAUGAACGUUGAAUGAAAUGGAUACGUGAAUGGAAUGGAUUACACGCACUGAUUUAAACCAGUACUUUACUGACCAAUUUGAACCCAAGCCAAUAAACGCUGCCUUGUGCUUUUGAGCUGUGUUAUUCGAGGGCCCCCACAUUGCGGUAUCUGAGCUAGCCUUUAACCUCCAUCAUUAAUGGUUGUUCCACAUAGAGGCGGAUACAGAUCUGGUGAUUUCCUACCCCACCAAUCCAGCCCCAAGUGUGGGUACUUAAGUUAUACCUUGUGAUGUAACAAAUCGUUUUUUGGGAGCCAAGUAGUAUUUGUCAUUAAAUUGGAAGCUAUGUUGUUGCCAAAUUCUUGCCCAAAUCCCUGACUUGACUCACCCUAAUUUACAAAUGGUUAUUAUGGAGUGCGAGGUUGAGAAGUCAGACUGACUGAGAGCCCGGUCUGUCUCACUGUUGACCACUUGAUUCAGCUCCACUUCAGACCAUUGUACUUUUGCCUUAGUCCAUUUGGGUUAAUUUAGGACGCUCGUUGGAAAAAUAAAAUAAAGACGAGGAUCUUUAAUGUGCUGUAAUUAAUGGCUGCAGCAAACAGGGCUUUGACUCAUAUGACACAUCAAAUGCGUGAUCAAUGCAUGCUUACUCAUUCACUGUUGCCUGAAUAUGAGAAUGUUAUGUUGGGAGAUUUAUGGUGUCUGCACUGACAAUGGCACAAGGUCGUCCCACAAUUAGCAAAAAUGUCCAGAUUGACGCUGGAGACGGAUGCAAAGUGACAAUUAAGCGGAUGGGAAUUUGUGCUUUGGGAAAGAGAGACGAUCAUAAUCCCAUUGAAGAUUUUCUGUCGUGAACAUGGCAAUUUAUUGUGAAACAAAUAUUUUACAUUGGCAAUUAUAGGAUGGCUUAUCGCCGAUUAUACUGAUUGAAUUCUCGUACAUGCUACACCCACGUGUUAACGUGAUCAGGUUAGAUGAACAGGUUAGAUCUUCCGCGAGGAGAAAGUUGCCAUUAUAGUAUGUUGCUUAAGUGCAUUGUGGUAAUACGGUAUAUCACUCUCUGUGCACAUUUGACUGUCCAAAUUACUGUUGUUCAUUGUACUUAGUGGCAGGGGCCUCCAUGGAAACAAAUGUGAAAAAUUGUGGCUUUUAAAUAACUUCUGACAGUAAAACUGAUUGAAUAUUAAUUCUAA
Messenger RNA from Callorhinchus milii (elephant shark), 4558 nucleotides. Its product is annotated as engulfment and cell motility protein 2. The transcript is spliced from 22 exons. NCBI's taxonomy places the organism in Eukaryota, Metazoa, Chordata, Chondrichthyes, Chimaeriformes, Callorhinchidae. The coding region runs from base 264 to 2402 and encodes 712 amino acids. The record is from RefSeq and is a predicted model, not a curated record. Gene Ontology annotation, biological process: actin filament organization; cell motility.